Molecule: messenger RNA, 489 nt
Organism: Oppia nitens
Lineage: Eukaryota; Metazoa; Arthropoda; Arachnida; Sarcoptiformes; Oppiidae
Product: urokinase-type plasminogen activator-like
Exons: 2
Coding region: 1-489 (162 amino acids)
Biological process (GO): proteolysis
Molecular function (GO): serine-type endopeptidase activity
Source: RefSeq, a predicted model, not a curated record
AUGGCAUUAGUCAAAUUGGUCGGUAAUAUUUGGGAACUAUGGGAAGAGGACAGUUGGAAAACCUAUCCACGGGUUAACGGUAUUUGUUUGCCCGACUACUACCUGAACAUUAAGAACAGUUACGCCAACGAAUGGGCACUGAUAGCCGGUUUCGGUAAGACUGAUGUCGGCGUUGAUAAUAUGGGACCAUUGCAUACGGGUUGGACUAAAAUUAGACAUUAUGACAAUCAAUCAGAUGGUUUUAUAUAUGGGCAAAGAUAUCCACCGAUAGUUGGUCCGGGUGCUUGUCUGGGUGACUCUGGCGGUCCAUUGAUUCAGUACGAUAUGUCUGGUCAUCUGAGAGAUAGUGGUCGGGCAGUACUUAUUGGUAUUACUUCGGCAAUUAAUGGUAGACAAUGUCUGAAUAAUACAAAUCAAUUAAGUAAUAUGUAUUUUACUCGUGUGUCUAAAUUAGUCCAAUGGAUUGUUGAUAUUGUUAGAAAUAAUUAA